This is a messenger RNA of Penicillium subrubescens, 648 nucleotides long. Its product is annotated as rhodanese-like domain-containing protein. The record is from RefSeq and is a predicted model, not a curated record. Gene Ontology annotation, molecular function: thiosulfate-cyanide sulfurtransferase activity. Lineage: Eukaryota; Fungi; Ascomycota; Eurotiomycetes; Eurotiales; Aspergillaceae. The coding region runs from base 1 to 648 and encodes 215 amino acids. The transcript has 2 exons. Gene Ontology annotation, cellular component: mitochondrion.
AUGGCUGCAUCAUUACACUCCGCCUCCCGGCGCUCAGUCGCUACAAUUGCCUCCACGGCCCUCAGAGCACCAGCCCGUCAAACCAUCGCGGUCACAUCAGCUCUCCAGCGCGGAGCUCUCUCCGCAGCCAACCGAGGCCUCAGCUCGACCUCGCAAAGCCGCCGUUCGCUCGUGCCAUGCCAGUCAAGAUCGCACAUUGCACCUAGUCUCCGCCAGCAAGUCCGAUGGAACAGCCACGAACCCAGCUCUGUCUUCCGGGAAUGGGGGUUUGAAGACAUCAACGCCUCCCUCCCAUCAUCAACCCCCUCCCCCUCCCACACCCCCGUAAUCCUAAUCGACGUCCGUGAACCCGCCGAACUCACCGGCACCGGCAUCAUCCCCACCGCAAUCAACAUCCCGCUCGCCUCCCAACCAGACGCACUCUACCUAACCGCCGACGAAUUCGAGACCCGCUUCGGGUUCCCGAAGCCGAGUGCUGAUGGCGAGCAGCAGAUUGUGUUUUAUUGUAAGGCUGGUGUGCGGGCGCGUGCAGCGGCGCAGUUGGCUGUUCAGGCUGGGUAUAAUGCGGAGCAGUUGGGUGUUUAUGAUGGGAGUUGGUUGGAUUGGGAGAGGCAGGGGGGUAAGACUGAGCGGUGGGAGGGGGGAUGA